This is a messenger RNA of Emiliania huxleyi CCMP1516, 528 nucleotides long. RefSeq lists its product as hypothetical. The transcript has a single exon. The record is from RefSeq and is a predicted model, not a curated record. Lineage: Eukaryota; Haptophyta; Isochrysidales; Noelaerhabdaceae. The annotation marks the transcript as partial.
AUGGACGACUCGCGCCUGAUCGGCGUCUCGCCGCUCAAGCUCUCUAAGCGCGCAUCCACCGACGUCGCCUUUGUCUUUGUCUUCCUCCUCUCGGUCGGCGCUGCCGUCGCGUGCGGGCUCCACGGCGCGGCGAACGGCGACCUGGAGGCGCUCACCUCGCCCCCAGAGGGCUGCGGCCCCAAGCCCGGCGCGGGCGUCGCGCGCCGCCUUCUCGCCUCCGCGCCCGACCCAGUCCCGACCACCAUCUUGCGCCACGCCUGGUACCUACUGCCGCUCACGGCCAUUGUCGCUGCCGCCGGCGGAGGGAUGGUGCUCGCGCUGCGCUCCUGUGCGCGGCCCUUUGUCUACUCUUCGAUGGCGCUCAUUCCCAUCUCGAUGGCGUCCUCCGGCGCCGCGGUGCUCUCCCAGUCGCCCCCCCUCGGCUACAUCAUGUUUGGCGUGGCGGCCCUGUACGUGCUGCUCCUCUGGUGCUCGCGCCGCGGGCUCCGUCUGUGCGCGGCGCUGCUGGAGAACGCGGCGGUCGUGCUC